CUUGGUGGCUGUUGUUCCCAGUUGCUUCUCACUUUGUUAUAAUCCCACUAACAGUUGAGCGUGAGAAUAUUUAGUAGCCAGGAAAUGUCACGGAUGGACUUAUUGCCCAUGUGGCCACCUAUCACGGGACCACGCUUGGAGUCACUGAGCUCCUGAGAGCGACCCAUUACUUUCACCAAUGUUUGUAGAAGCAGUCUGCAUGCCUAGGGGCUUGAUUGUAUACACCUGUGUCCCAUGGAGGGGGAGGGGAACACCUGAAUCACAUGAUUGGGAGGGGAUUGGAACACCUGUAUCACAUGAUUUGGAGGGGAUUGGAACACCUGAAUCACAAGAUUGGGAGAGGAUUGGACCACCUGAAUCACAUGAUUGGGAGGGGUUGGAACACCGGAAUCACAUGAUUGGGAGGCGAAUGGAACACCAGAAUCACAUGAUUGGGAUGAGGGGGAUUGGAACACCUGUAUCACAUGAUUGGGAGGGAUUGGAACACCUGAAUCACAAGAUUGGGAGAGGAUUGGACCACCUGAAUCACAUGAUUGGGAGGGGGUUGGAACACCGGAAUCACAUGAUUGGGAGG
Molecule: messenger RNA, 574 nt
Organism: Staurois parvus
Lineage: Eukaryota; Metazoa; Chordata; Amphibia; Anura; Ranidae
Source: the annotation of a GenBank genome assembly